AUGAUGACUGCAAGAUAGGCAAUAGGAGUUUGGAUGACAAGCGACAACAAAAUAUACGUAGUUUCGACAGAGAGUAAUAGAAUUAAAGUAUCAGGAAUAAUUUUAAACAAUGAUCUAACACUCAAUUCUUUGAUUUAUUAUAAAUCUUAUGGGGCAGUAGUGCUACCUCUAUUUGGAUCCUCAGCCGCGAAGCUUAUUACUGAUGAUUACGCUUAUUUUGCAGGAAACUAUAACGGUAAUCUAGGAUUUACAAAGUACAGCCUCAUAAAUGGAAGCCCAAAUUAUUCAUAUUUAAUUUAAAAUAGUAAUGGGCAUUAAAGUUAAAAAAUAAGUUAAUUGGCAAAAUAUGUGAGCACAAUUCUGAAUAGCAUAACAAUAUUUGGUUGUGCUGAUUAUCUAGGAGUUGAUGGAUUCGAUAUAGGAUUCCUCUAAAUAUUAGAAACUUCUGUAACAACAAAUCUUAUUAAAUCAUGGCUCCUUGAUAUGGAUGUACAGAGUAAAUGCUUAGAUGUUGAAAUUGAUUCUCAAUAUUCGUAUAUCUUACUUUACAAAGAAAAUUCAGUUGUUUUACAAGGAAAAAUUACCUUACUUGAUAGUAUUACAGUAAUAAAUUUUAAUGAGAUUAGACUUUCAACAACUUUAACUUAGUCAUUGUACCCAAAGAUAGGAUAUAUAAGCGGAUCACUUUAUUUCUUUGGAGGACAAAUAAGCUAGAUAAAUAGUAAUAACUAUUCAAAAAAGCAGAGUUUUAUUCAUAGAUAUCCGACAGAUCAAGAUUGUAUAGAUCAGGAUGUAAUUAAUACCUCUGUUAAUGUUGAUUUGUAAACUUCUUUUACAUUUCAGGCUGGUAUUGGAGUACCUAAAAUAUACAAUCCCACCAUUCAAACUAUUUCUCCAUCUGAUGACUCAGUAAUCUACUAAGAACUAAUUGGACUAAUUUCACAGGAUUUAAAAAGUAUUAAUCUUUAACAAUUGCCACAAAGCUGUCUAUAAUUAGAGCCAUUUGGAGCAAUAUCAACACCUACUGUUUUCACAGGAAAUUUAUCAGAUCAAAAUUACACUGCUAAUUCUACCAAUAGUUAAGCAAAUAACCAAACAAACGUCACUAAUCAGACAUCAACCAAUAAUUAAACUUAAUAAAAUAAUACUUAAAAUUAGGGCUAAAACAGCACCAGUAAUUAAACAGGGUUAGAGAAUACUAAUUAAAAUUAAACAAACUAGACUACUACAAAUAAUACCAGCUCUGGAGCCAAUUUAACAAAUACAACCGAAGCAUUAAAUAAUAAUUAAACAUCAGACUCAUUUAUUGGAAUUCCAUUACUAUUCUUUGAAACUCCACUACAAGACAACUUUUCAAUUUCAGUUGGAAGCAACUUAACUUAUCAAUUCCCAAAAAUAAACAAUAUACUAAAUUUAAUUCAUUCUUUCUCAGUUUCUGAGCUAUUCCUAAAUGAAACUCUUGAGAUGGUAUCAUUUAAUGAAACUCAUAUCCAAAUAAAUCCUUAAUUAACAGAUUAAGGUUUGUAUUAUUUGAUAAUCAAAAUCUAGUACUUGGAUAAUUCAAACAUUUCUUAAUCAGAGUAAUACAUGAUUAACCUAAAAAUUUCUAAGAAACCAAAUAUAAGAGGUAUUGAACCACAAAUAAUUUUAAUUAAAAAUAAUUCCACUAAUGGCAAUUAAACUGAUCUUGAUUUGAGCAUUAAAAUUCAAUCAAUAUCAAUUCACUAGGAGCUAUCUCUUUAAUUUUCUAAGAGUAUUAUAGUUAGUGAUCAAUUGAUAAAGCAAAUCUACGAUAAUUAUUGGAAGUUUAUUAGUGGGUGCUCUUACAGGCAGCAGUUUAUAGUUCUUAUGGAGCUUGAUAAAUACCUUAUAGCUGAUCACUCAUACUCCUCUUUUUACAAUCUAGUAUACGAUCAAUAUUUGGAUUUUUCUUUAAGCACUCUUUGA
Messenger RNA from Stylonychia lemnae, 1947 nucleotides. Lineage: Eukaryota; Ciliophora; Spirotrichea; Sporadotrichida; Oxytrichidae. The record is from the annotation of a GenBank genome assembly.